This is a messenger RNA of Musa acuminata subsp. malaccensis (wild Malaysian banana), 939 nucleotides long. Its product is annotated as ADP-ribosylation factor 1. Gene Ontology annotation, molecular function: GTPase activity; GTP binding. Gene Ontology annotation, biological process: intracellular protein transport; vesicle-mediated transport. Gene Ontology annotation, cellular component: cytoplasm. NCBI's taxonomy places the organism in Eukaryota, Viridiplantae, Streptophyta, Magnoliopsida, Zingiberales, Musaceae. The record is from RefSeq and is a predicted model, not a curated record.
CGCGAAGCCGCCCGCCCCACCCGAUCGGUCCCCCCUCUCUGCCUCCCGCGGAGAUCUCCAGUUUGUUUCUUUUUCCUUAGAUCUUGGAUCCGUGCGUGUUGGAUGUAACAGCUUAGGAGCAAUGGGGCUCACCUUCACGAAGCUGUUCAGUCGCCUCUUCGCGAAGAAGGAGAUGAGGAUCUUGAUGGUGGGUCUUGACGCUGCUGGUAAGACGACCAUCCUCUACAAGCUCAAGCUCGGAGAAAUUGUCACCACCAUUCCCACUAUCGGGUUCAAUGUUGAGACCGUGGAGUACAAAAAUAUUAGCUUCACUGUUUGGGAUGUCGGAGGUCAGGACAAGAUCAGACCUCUAUGGAGGCAUUACUUCCAGAACACACAGGGCCUUAUUUUUGUUGUUGACAGCAAUGACAGAGAUCGUGUUGUUGAGGCGAGGGAUGAGCUCCACAGGAUGCUGAAUGAGGACGAACUACGGGAUGCUGUUUUGCUUGUUUUUGCAAACAAACAAGAUCUUCCGAAUGCAAUGAAUGCUGCUGAGAUCACGGACAAACUUGGUCUGCAUUCCCUGCGGCAACGACACUGGUACAUCCAGAGCACCUGCGCUACUUCUGGUGAGGGUUUGUAUGAGGGCCUUGAUUGGCUCUCCAGCAACAUUGCCAGCAAGGCUUAAAUUGCCAGGAGGUGCUUGUUGAUAUGUUCUCUCUCUCGAUGCUGGUCUUGAGUGCAAGGGACAUUGAGAGCCGACAGAACUAUUAGAGGAAUUUAUGUGGAUUAUUUUACCUCAGCUUUUUUGCAUUUACGUCUUAAGAUUUUGCUUGUUCAGAAUGAUUUGAGAUGUUGGCUACCUUGUGUUUUCUGUUCAUUUCUGGAUAUUUUCCCAACAGAUGACAUUUGCUUGUUGAGAUCAUCACCGGCGGAUAACAUCUUUAUGGUUGCUUCUCA